UGGUAACUGGGAUUGUAAUUUUUUUCGGAAUGACUUAUAUUUGGUGUUUGCAAAGUCCGAAACCGAUGCCAGAGUUAUCUCCAUUAGCUCCUUCAGGUCCUUUGUACAGCUGUAAUAGCUAUAAUGUCGAUAAUUUGAAUGUAGUUGCAAUGGUUGGUCAAGGCAGAUUCGGCAGCGUGUGGAAAGGAAUUGUCAAUGAACAACCUGUCGCUGUCAAAAUCUACACAGCGCACAACAAACAAUAUUUUUACAAUGAACGUGACAUUUAUAGUUUACCUUUCAUGGAUAAUCCCGGGCUUUUGAUGUAUUUCGGGUCAGAUGAACGUCAAACGAUGGAUGGAAACAUCGAAUACUUGCUCGUUUUAUCAUUAGCUCCUCUUGGAUCGCUUCAAUCGUAUUUAUUGGCAAACACAAUUUCGUUCAGUACUUUUUGUAAAAUGGCGAAGUCAAUUGCACGAGGUUUAGCUCAUCUACAUGCUGAAGUCAAACGUGAUGGAAUUGUCAAACCUUGCGUUUGUCAUCGUGAUUUGAAUUCUAACAACAUUUUGGUAAAAGCUGAUCUGUCAUGUUGCAUUUGUGAUUUCGGUUUCGCUCUAAAAACUUAUGGAUCUAAAUACGACUUUAGAGGUGAACUUGUUUCUGCUGAGACGAAAAGUAUAAAUGAAGUUGGAACAGUUCGGUAUAUGGCUCCGGAAAUCCUCGAGGGAGCUGUCAAUUUGAGAGAUUGUGAAUCAGCCCUAAAGCAAAUUGACGUUUACUCUUUAGGUUUGACACUUUGGGAACUUUGUGUUCGUUGUCGCGAUUGGUAUACUUCAGAAGCUGCAGUUCCGCCUUAUUUAGCGCCAUAUGAAGCGGAAAUCGGUAAACAUCCCUCCUUCGAAGAUAUGCAAGUUUUGGUAUCGAAACAAAAGGCAAGACCUCAAUUCCCCCCCUCAUGGGGCGGGGGCUUGGCAAGCAAACUCGCCAAAGAAACGUGCGAAGAUUGUUGGGAUCAUGAUGCGGAAGCAAGACUUACCUCGCGAUGCGUUGAAGAACGAAUCAAUGAACUUUCAAGUAUGAGACCUCGAGGAAAUGCUCCGGCAAUGAGUAGUUUAGCGGCGCCUACAACUCCUUCCUUUAUCACAACAAGCCCGAAUGCGAAGGAAAAUGUUUCAGUUUUGGCGCCAAUUCCAACUGCAGCGGAAGGAUCUUUAUAUGGUUCGUCAAUGUUGAAGAACAAGGAAAUUCAUCCCCCGAUUCAACCGUAUCCCGAAAGAAGCAGCAGCGGCAGUACCCAUGUCACAUACAUCGAAAAAGGAAACUCCGAAGUUCAACAUGAAAUCAUUUCCGGCGAAAGAUCGAGUUCGUCAUCUUCAGGCAGAGACAGAAAAUCACGCGGAUGGCCCGGAGUUCGAGCGAUAAUUGAACGAAAAAUCUUCAAAAACACGAAUAAUGAUGAAAAAUCAAAUUUAGUCGAUGACGCGUUGACAGUUCGCGUUAAUAUGGAUGGCACUUCGUCUCCCGCCAAAAAUGUGAUAGUGAAUUUACGCAACAAAGACAACGUUAUCUCAUCGACGAUCCAUACAGAUCCCGUUGUUAUGCAACGCCCGCGUAAUUUAGACCUUUCGCCGAUCAGUGUGCGUGUUCCUGAGCUCUACAGGAGUCUUCCGGCGACAUCAUCGAGCAGCAAUAAUGACGCGCGACAAAAAUUCGCCGUUGUCCCAACAAACAAUUCGUCGCAUUUGUCACCGACUGUCGUAAUUUCCCGCGCAAAUACGAUAAAAAGCGCCACGAGUAGCACGAGUCUUGAUCACGCGGCGGAAAUUUCGCAGUUAAAGAGACAGCGAUCGCUUGAAAUUUAUCACGAAGUAUUUGGACCGAGUAAGGAGCAAUUAAGAGAUCCAAGUCAGAGAGUAAAAACUCCCGGAGACGUUCCGAAAUCUGUCAGAGAGAAACGCGUGAGAGCGAGUAAGACGCUGAGUUUGUACGACGAUCGCAUGAUGAAUUCCGGCGCUUAUUUAUAGCAUGAGGAGGUCUUGUUGCUCGAAUUGUAG
Messenger RNA from Culicoides brevitarsis, 2033 nucleotides. It is a transcript of the gene wit, whose product is annotated as bone morphogenetic protein receptor type-2. Gene Ontology annotation, molecular function: ATP binding; transforming growth factor beta receptor activity. Gene Ontology annotation, biological process: BMP signaling pathway; cellular response to growth factor stimulus; protein phosphorylation. The record is from RefSeq and is a predicted model, not a curated record. The transcript has a single exon. NCBI's taxonomy places the organism in Eukaryota, Metazoa, Arthropoda, Insecta, Diptera, Ceratopogonidae. Gene Ontology annotation, cellular component: signaling receptor complex; plasma membrane.